GAUGAUGCCGCGCGCUUCUUCGCUUACACCACGCGUGUUUGUUUGUGAAGAUAAUGUGAUGAAUGGUGAUUAUUAUUAAUCUGAUCUGAUUAUAUUAAUGCGAUUGUUCUGAUUGAUUGAUGAUGAGGUCUCGGUUUAUCAGCGGGUUUGUGUUCGGCGCGGUGUUCAGCACGGGUUCAUGUAUCGCAGCUCUUAAACUCUAUUUACAUGAAGAACAGAAAACACACAAAGAAAGCCCCGCCCAUCGACUCAUCGAGCGCUUUGGCCUCCCACAAACCGGCGCUGAGACUCGAUUCUACAUCAACCACAUCCUGUCGUACGAUCAGACCCGCCGGACUCCCCGAUGGGUGGCAGAGCAUCUGUCCGAUCAGAGGUUAUUGGGUAAAGCCAACAGGAAACACUGCAAAUUCAAACCAGACCCCGACGUUCCCGAGCCGUUCACAGCGCGGAACGAGGACUAUCUGCGCAGCGGCUGGUCGAGAGGUCACAUGGCGCCCGCCGGCGACAACAAGAUUUCUGAGCAAGCGAUGGCAGAAACCUUCUAUCUGUCCAACAUCGUCCCACAGAACUACGAAAACAACGCUGGAUUCUGGAACAGGUUGGAGAUGUACUGCAGAGAUCUGACGCAGAGGUUCGGUGAUUUGUGGAUCGUCUCCGGUCCUCUCCUGCUGCCACAGGUGGGAGACGACGGCAAGAAAACCAUCUCUUAUCAGCUGAUCGGACCAGAUGACGUCGCCGUCCCCACUCACCUCUAUAAAGUCGUCCUGGCGCAGAAGGACUCGUCUGCGGACUCUCUGGCUCUCGGGGCGUUUGUGGUUCCCAACGCUCCGAUCGGCUUUGACCAUCAGCUGACGGAGUUCCAGGUGAGUUUGCCCGAGUUAGAGCGGCUGUCCGGCCUCACGUUCUUCCCCAAAGUGAGCCGAACAGAACACCUGCAGAACUUGUGUGAUGUGGACUCCUGUCAGCUCAUGGACUUCAAACAGUUCACGCUUUACAUCACGGGCCGUAAGGUCACGAGCGCUCGAACGCUCGCGCGGUUGGAGAAGGUGAUGGCGGAGCUGAGAGAUGCAGGUAUCCCACCUGACAACUACCUGAACAACCUUUACCUGGAGAAGAAAGGAGAACUUGUUAAGGGAGAGGAACCGGAGAACAAAUCUGAUGCUUGAGCGUUCUGGAUUCUUGCAUUAGUAGUUUUUAGCGGAUUUACCGAAUGUUGCAGGAGUUCGUCUAUAAGCUUGCUUGAAAUAUUCAAGUUUCUCAGUGUUAUCUGUAUUUCUUCUUGUGUUAAAAGCAUUUCGUUUCUUGAGUUUUUACUUUUUCAGGCUUGAAUCAGUUGACAAAAAUAAUACAAUCUUAAAAUGUCUCAGGCUCAUCUGUGGAUAAAGUAUUUCUGAUUUGAGUAAAUAUGGUGUGUUUGAGUGUUAUUUCAGCUAUUGGAUUUGUGUGAUUUAUUGUAUAUACAGGACGAAUCUCAGUUGCGUCUGAGACCGUCAAUCCGCACAUCUGAUCACGUGACUUGUUGAGCUGUUACCGCGGAGACGUGGCACGUGUGGAGGCUUCACGCUAUUCUCCGCGGCAUCCACGCACAACUCACCACACGCCCCACCGAGAGCGAGAACCACAUUAUAGCGACCACGAGGAGGUUACCCCAUGUGACUCUACCCUCCCUAGCAACCGGGCCAAUCACUCAGCACCUCCAGGAUGGUAUUCAGUGUACAUUGAUAAUCACGUCACAGGAAGUGGAGAGGGAAAUUUACCCACCAGUCAUUGCAAACCAGCAGAAUACUGACGUAAUAUGGCUGAAAUUAAUGCUAAAAUCAAAUAAAGGAGUUUGAGAUGCUCUCAGACAGACAGACAGACAGUUAGAUAGAUAGACACACAGACAGACCGAAAGAGACAGAUAGAUAGACAGACAGAGAUGGAUAGAUAGAUAUAGACAGACAGACAGACAGAUAUAGACAGACAGACAGACAGAUAUAGACAGACAGACAGACAGACAGAGAUGGAUAGAGACAGACAGACAGAAAGAGAUAGACAGAUAUAGAUAGAUAGACACACAGACAGACAGAGAUAGAUGGAUAGACAGAUAUAGAAAGACAGACAGAUAUAGAUAGGUAGAUCGAGACAGAGACAGAGGUGCACUUUCUCCUUUACUGCCCAAAAUGUAAAAAUACAAGGGACAUUUAUAUGCAUAAAUUAACACACAGCAUAGACAAAUUUAUAACAAUGACAGAACAAGAACAAAUGAACAUAAUACUUGGAGAGGGACACACAGCAGCACUGGCUGAAGAUACGUUUUAACGUGUCACAGCCUGAGAGACAGUGGGUGAAUCUGUGUUAUGUGUUUUACCCCCGUGUGUCACCCCAAUAUUCACCACAGUGACCCUCAGUGUAUGUGUGUAUAUUCAUUUAUGUGUCAGUAUAUGUCAGUUCUCUUCAGUUAUUUAAACACUGUGGUCUUCAGCAGUUCUGAUCCUGUUUUGUAUUUAUUUUUAUUAUUUAUUUUUAUAUUUGUUAAAUUUGUUAAACUAAAUGUAUAGAUUAAUGUGUAGUUCUUUUUUACACAGCCUCUGCUUUGGCAAUACUGUAUCGAUUAUAUUCAUGCCAAUAAAGACCCUUUGAAUUGUAUUGAAUUGAUAGAUAGAUAGAUAGAUAGAUA
Xyrauchen texanus (razorback sucker) is the source of this 2659-nucleotide messenger RNA. RefSeq names its product nuclease EXOG, mitochondrial-like. The record is from RefSeq and is a predicted model, not a curated record. Gene Ontology annotation, cellular component: nucleus; mitochondrial inner membrane. Lineage: Eukaryota; Metazoa; Chordata; Actinopteri; Cypriniformes; Catostomidae. Gene Ontology annotation, biological process: apoptotic DNA fragmentation. The transcript is spliced from 6 exons. Gene Ontology annotation, molecular function: RNA endonuclease activity; metal ion binding; single-stranded DNA endonuclease activity. Bases 120 to 1166 code for a protein of 348 amino acids.